AUGGCGAGGGUUCUGUUCGUUCAGUCAGCUUUGAGCUCCCAGCAGAAGGUGUCCUAUCUGAUGAUGGCUUCAAAGACGUCCUCGACUCUACCUGCCCAGGAUGACCAGUCAGUCACGGGAGGGUGUCUGGCCUCCGACUCCUCUUUCUACCUGGUGCAGUCUUUCCUGGGUCAGGGGACCUUUGGCAAAGUUGUAAAAUGCCUGAGGAUGACUGACAUGAAGACCGUGGCCAUCAAAAUGAUAAAGAUACACGGCUCUAAUGUCAAGCAGACAAACGAGGAGGUGGAUGUCCUUUUGAAACUCAAAUCGCUGGACUCGGACAAAUGCAACCUUGUUCGAUGGUACCAGGUUUUCACAGACACAGGACAUGUUUGCCUAGAAUUUGAGCACCUGGACAAAAGUCUUUCUGACUUCAUGAAGGAAAGAGGUUUCAAGCCUCUUCUUCUGAAGCAGAUCAGACCUAUUAUCCUGCAGCUCGCCAAUGCACUCGAUCACUUGAAGGCUUCUGGGAUAAUACAUGCAGACCUCAAGCUGGAGAAUGUGAUGUUGGUCGACCAUCUACAGGCGCCCUACAGAGUCAAAGUGAUUGACUUCGGGCUAGCCUGUGACGUGUCAGCUGCCAAGCGGGGCUCAUACAUUCAGACCCGUCCAUACCGGUCUCCAGAGAUUAUUUUGGGGCUUCCAUUCACAGAGGCUAUAGAUAUGUGGUCUCUGGGCUGCAUGGCUGCUACCCUGUACCUUGGCACUCUACUCUACCCCGGAAUGAGUCAAUAUGAUAUGAUGAGGUACAUUGUGGAGACUCAGGGACAGCCCCCGGACAAAUUGCUCAGCUUUGGAUGCUUUACUGGCUGUUUUUUCGAGAGAGACUACAAGUCCACCACCAGUGUGUGGAAACUCAAGUCCAAGUUUGAUGCACUCAGAAUAUCAUUGCUUACAAGUACACUGUCCGUUCAGACACCAGGAAAGAUCCACAGAGAAUUGGGGAUCCAGCCGAUGGAAACCAGGAAGAUCAAGUUAAAAUCUCUGGAUGACCUCCUGCGUAUCCAGGUCAUCGAUACUCAAAAUGCUGCAGAUAUGGUUGCAGAACUGAUUGAUCUCCUGAUGUUUGUGGACAUGCUGAAGGGAAUGCUUCAGCUGGAUGCUGCCAUACGGUUUACACCAAGACAGGUGCUGGAGCAUCCGUUCGCCAGCAUGGGCCACCUUGUCUGCAUGCAGCACCUCAGUGAGCAUGUUAGGUCCUGCUUCAAUAUGGUGGACUUCUGUCAAAACGAAAUCCCAACUUCUGACACUGGGAAAGCUGUGUGUGGGUCACAGCAGAAGCCCCCCUCCAGCGCUGCCUCCCCCAUCCAGCAGAACCCUCCUCCUCAUGCUGAGGGGAACAGCGUGGUCCAGCCAGACUGCAUCAACCCACUUCCCUGCACCAGCACCCAGACCAGGGGUUCAGAUAGGUCAGGGAUGAAGAGAAAGGUUGAUGAUGAAGAUGGGAAUAUAAACGAUACAGGACCUCAAAACACAAAGUCUCGCCGCUAUGAGAGGUCCCAUGAUGACGGAAAGUCCCAGAAAAGCUCUGCAGGUCCGUCCAGCAGCCGGACCCAGAGUUGUGUCUCGGCAAGGGUUAAGAGGAAGAUGGCCCAUAGUGAAGACUCUGACUCUGACCCCUGCAAGAGGCCUCAUCACAAGAGGAAGAGGGGCAGAAAAUGCCAUGCAGGCAGAUCCGCUCGCGGCAGAAGCCGGGAUUCUACCCACGCUCCCCCUGUUCAAUGUGGUCAGAGGAGCAGCCCUGCCGAGCACCACCACCACAGUGCACGUCCUUCAAGCAGCACCCAGACCAAGAGCGAUGCUUGUUCAAAUCUGAAAAGAAAAGCAUCUGAUGAUGAAGACAUGCAGCUUAGAAAAAGAACCUCUGAUCCCUGUUUAACUCAUAAAAGAAAGAGGUCCUGCAUUGUCUUCAGAGGAGGGAAGGAGAAGAAGAGGCGAGUCGAUAUGUAUUGA
Xiphias gladius (swordfish) is the source of this 1992-nucleotide messenger RNA. RefSeq names its product homeodomain-interacting protein kinase 2-like. The transcript has 9 exons. Gene Ontology annotation, biological process: peptidyl-threonine phosphorylation; peptidyl-serine phosphorylation. The record is from RefSeq and is a predicted model, not a curated record. Gene Ontology annotation, cellular component: nucleus; cytoplasm. Gene Ontology annotation, molecular function: ATP binding; protein tyrosine kinase activity; protein serine/threonine kinase activity. Bases 1 to 1992 code for a protein of 663 amino acids. NCBI's taxonomy places the organism in Eukaryota, Metazoa, Chordata, Actinopteri, Istiophoriformes, Xiphiidae.